Pocillopora verrucosa is the source of this 2208-nucleotide messenger RNA. Its product is annotated as E3 ubiquitin-protein ligase TRIM45-like. Lineage: Eukaryota; Metazoa; Cnidaria; Anthozoa; Scleractinia; Pocilloporidae. The record is from RefSeq and is a predicted model, not a curated record. Gene Ontology annotation, molecular function: protein binding; zinc ion binding.
AAUGAAUCAGUAAAAGCCUUUCUGAAAACCGAAGUGUUGAAGCCGGACGUUUAAGCUUUCUGUUCUCAUCGACAGGAAAUGGCCUGUGCGCAGCCUAAAGCAGUUAUGUUUGAGCUGAGUUGCGCUAUCUGUUUAGAACAAUUUAAAGAACCAAAAGUGUUACCAUGCCUGCACACUUACUGUAAAGAGUGCCUUGUGAAACUAGUGAAGAGGAAGGGGCCUGAUCAUAUCAUAACCUGCCCAGAGUGCCGCCACGAUGUAAUAAUUACUGACGGAGAUGUUGGCAAGCUGCAGCCAAAUUUUUGGAUGAACAAUUUCAUGACCUUGCUAAGCAUGCAGGACAGCAACAUGUCUUCGUCCAAAAAGCCGCAGGCGUGUGAGCAUUGCGACACUGAGGACCCAGCUGUGUCCCGCUGUACUAACUGCUGUGUUUUCAUGUGCGAGUUUUGUGUCACUGCUCAUAAAAGGAUCAAUGCAUUCAAGGGUCACAAGAUCUUAUCCCUGGAGGAAGUCAAAAGAGUUGGCUCAAAGGCCCUUGUCAAGCCAGCAUUCUGUGAAAAGCAUGGUGGGGAGUUAGUCAAGCUCUUUUGUCAAACGUGCCAAGAAACAAUCUGCCGAGACUGCACUAUUGUUGAUCACCGAGAACAUAAGUACGACUUUGUGGCUGAUAUUGCUGAAAAGGAAAGACGUUCUGUGCGCGCUAUUCUUGAGAAAUGUACAACUAAAGAAAGGGCGGUUGCUGAGGGUCUGAAAGCGGUACAGAACAUGAAAAGCUGUGUCUUAACUAAAGUCUCAGAGGUAAACAAACAGGUGGACUAUUUUAUUGAUGAGCAAGUGAGGGUAUUGGAAGAACAACGUGCACACCUGAAGCAUGAAGCUUUAACACAAGGCCAAGUUAAAGUAAAGCAGCUCGACAGUCAGGCAGACGAUCUUUCCUCCCUUUUGGCCCAGUUGAGAAGUGGCAUUGAUUUCACCGGUCAGGCAAUAGUGGAUGGAGAUGACGUAAAGCUCUUAUCCCUGAAGACACAACUUGUCCAGCGACUUUCUCGGCUUAUUUCGUCACAAGACCAGUUGAAACCCUGUCAGAAUGAUUAUAUGAAGCUUCAAGUGAAAAGAUCGAUUAGGGAUGAGGGUGAAUUAGCACAAAUGAUUUACAAACAGUGUGACCCCCAGAGCUGCACCAUUAGCAUGGGAGGGAGACAAGAAGGAGUGAUAUAUCCGACCACAAUGAAUGAAAACGUGUAUUUCACAGUUAUCAUCAAGGAUGAAAGCGGUUGUAGAGUUACAGAAGGUGGGCACAAAGUGAGCAUUGAGGUUCAAUUAAGGAACAAUUUACGACGAGUCCACCUAGACGAACGCAAUUGGGGAAAAAGAGCAAUCGGCAAUCGGCAACUUGGCAAUCGGUUGGCAAACACUUGGGUAGCACUUGCAGUGCAAGAUAAUGGUGAUGGGUCAUAUACUUUCUCCUAUUGCCUAAUGCAACCCGGAUUUUGUAGUUUGUCAGUGAAGGUUGAGGGUAAACCCAUAAAUAGAAGUCCAUUUAAGUGGCAAGUCAACCAGGCCCAGGCGUAUUAUCGGAGAUACGUUCAAGAAAUGUAGGAUUUAUACAAAACAUUAGGGCAAAUAGGAAUCAAGCUAAAUGAUUAUUUGAAACAAUCAGAAACCCACGUUUUCUAAUUGCUUGGUGGGUUACAAAAGCUCUGUUUAGAGUUCUAUUGCCACCCUGUGUCAUCAUCUGGGAAGACGGCUUGUUUUUUUUUUUUUAAAUCGAGGGUGGAGUAUCCGUCACUUCCUACAUAGAAACAUUGGUAGAGGCAACUAGUGGCAGAAGGGCAAUACGAGAUAUAGUUGACAAUUUUUGCAAGAGCAAUUACUAUAUAACAGAAAUUUUAUGAGCUAUUCUUAAAGAGAAAGGUGGUUUAAAUCAUUAAAUGAGUAAGUUUAAGUUUACAAUACAUGUUAAAAACAAUAUUUCAAUAGAUGGCUGGGGGAGCCUCCAGAUAUCAUGGGGUUACACGAGGGAGGCCUCCUUAGAAAAAAGAAGAAAAAAACAUGUCUAUGUAAGCGAUACGCGUUCGUUGGGAACAUUUCUUUCGCCAAACCACCAAUCUUAAUAAUCAUUACAUCUAUCAAUUGAGUAAAAAUCUUCGAAGACGUCAUUUAAAAGAAGCAAAAGUUUCAGAAUGCCUUAUAUCAUUGGUUCUUGAA